Molecule: messenger RNA, 306 nt
Organism: Solanum dulcamara
Lineage: Eukaryota; Viridiplantae; Streptophyta; Magnoliopsida; Solanales; Solanaceae
Exons: 1
Coding region: 1-306 (101 amino acids)
Source: RefSeq, a predicted model, not a curated record
AUGAUUGUGCCUGUACCGAGUUGUGGUUGUGAUAAGUCGAAAGACUAUGUAGAACAUCUCCAAGAACAGAGAUUAUUGCAGUUUCUGGCUAGUUUAAACGAUUCAUAUAAUCACACUAGACGACAAAUUUUGCUUAAAACAAAUGCUCCAAUUGUGAAUCAAGUGUAUGCAAUGAUAAUUGAAGUUGAGAGUGAUAAAUCCAUUGGCGUGAGUUCUGGUAAUGCCGUUAGUCCUAAUGAUCCAUUGGCUUUGCACUUUGGUGGUGGAAGAGGACAUACCUACCAAGGAUCUACUGGGAAAGAUUAG